Penicillium maclennaniae is the source of this 1515-nucleotide messenger RNA. RefSeq names its product glucose-6-phosphate dehydrogenase. Bases 1 to 1515 code for a protein of 504 amino acids. Lineage: Eukaryota; Fungi; Ascomycota; Eurotiomycetes; Eurotiales; Aspergillaceae. Gene Ontology annotation, cellular component: cytosol. The transcript is spliced from 7 exons. Gene Ontology annotation, molecular function: glucose-6-phosphate dehydrogenase activity; NADP binding. Gene Ontology annotation, biological process: pentose-phosphate shunt, oxidative branch; glucose metabolic process. The record is from RefSeq and is a predicted model, not a curated record.
AUGCUUCCUCAAUCCAGCACCAUCGAAUUGAAGGAUGACACUGUCAUCGUGGUGCUCGGUGCAUCUGGCGACCUCGCCAAGAAGAAGACUUUCCCCGCACUCUUUGGCCUCUUCCGCAACAAAUUCCUCCCCAAGGACAUCAAGAUCGUCGGAUAUGCGCGGACGAAGAUGGACCACGAAGAAUUCAUGAAGCGCGUGCGCUCGUAUAUCAAGGUUCCCACAAAGGAGAUUGAGGAGCAAUUAGAUCAGUUCUGCCAGCUUUGCACCUAUGUGUCGGGCCAGUACGACCAGGAUGACUCGUUCAUCAACCUCAACAAGCACCUCGAGGAGGUUGAGCAGAGCCGUCAAGGAAAGGAGCAGAAUCGUGUCUUCUACAUGGCUCUGCCCCCCAGUGUUUUCAUUACUGUUUCCGAGCAAUUGAAGCGCAACUGCUACCCCAAGAAGGGCCUUGCCCGUAUCAUUGUUGAGAAGCCGUUCGGCAAGGAUCUUCAGAGCUCCCGCGAUCUGCAGAAGGCUCUGGAACCUAAUUGGAAAGAGGAGGAGAUUUUCCGUAUUGACCACUACCUCGGUAAGGAGAUGGUCAAGAACAUCCUCAUUCUGCGAUUCGGCAACGAAUUCUUCAACGCUACAUGGAACCGUCACCACAUCGAUAAUGUCCAGAUCACAUUUAAGGAGCCUUUCGGCACUGAGGGCCGUGGUGGUUAUUUCGACGAGUUUGGCAUCAUCCGUGAUGUCAUGCAGAACCACCUUCUGCAGGUCCUGACUCUGCUCGCCAUGGAGCGCCCUAUUUCCUUCUCUUCCGAGGACAUCCGUGACGAGAAGGUCCGUGUUUUGCGUGCCAUGGAUGCCAUUGAGCCCAAGAACGUCAUCAUUGGACAGUACGGUCGUUCGCUGGACGGCAGCAAGCCUGGUUAUUUGGAGGACGACACUGUGCCCAAGGACUCGCGCUGCCCGACCUUCUGCGCCCUGGUUGCCUAUAUUAAGAACGAGCGUUGGGAUGGCGUUCCCUUCAUCCUCAAGGCCGGCAAGGCCCUGAACGAGCAGAAGACCGAGGUCCGCAUUCAGUUCAAGGAUGUCACCUCUGGCAUUUUCAAGGAUAUUCCUCGUAACGAGCUGGUCAUCCGUGUCCAGCCCAACGAGUCCGUCUACAUCAAGAUGAACUCCAAGCUGCCCGGUCUCUCCAUGCAGACGGUGGUGACUGAGCUGGAUUUGACCUACCGCCGCCGCUUCUCCGACCUCAAGAUUCCCGAGGCUUACGAGUCCCUGAUCUUGGAUGCCUUCAAGGGCGACCACUCCAACUUUGUCCGUGAUGACGAGCUGGAUGCCUCUUGGCGCAUGUUCUCCCCACUGCUGCACUAUCUCGACGACAACAAGGAGAUUAUCCCCAUGGAAUACCCCUACGGAUCUCGUGGCCCUGCUGUGCUCGACGACUUCACUGCCUCCUACGGCUACAAGUUCAGCGAUGCCGCUGGCUACCAGUGGCCCGUGACCACCUCCGCUCCUAACCGACUGUAG